Molecule: messenger RNA, 2269 nt
Organism: Vitis riparia (riverbank grape)
Lineage: Eukaryota; Viridiplantae; Streptophyta; Magnoliopsida; Vitales; Vitaceae
Product: cellulose synthase-like protein G3
Exons: 6
Coding region: 22-2184 (720 amino acids)
Biological process (GO): plant-type primary cell wall biogenesis; cellulose biosynthetic process
Cellular component (GO): plasma membrane; trans-Golgi network
Molecular function (GO): mannan synthase activity; cellulose synthase (UDP-forming) activity
Source: RefSeq, a predicted model, not a curated record
AGUACCAAUCCACCCCAAAAAAUGGAAGAGACAAGAGCGAAAGGCCUUCCUCUUCACACAAGGGUGCUCAUGCCCCGGACCUGGGCAAACCGAGUCUUUGCAUUUGUAUACUUGUGUGCCAUCUUAGCUCUGCUAUAUCACCAUCUCAUUGCUGUGCUGCACUCCACCUCUAUGGUCCCCCUUUUCAUUCUUCUAGCUGAUGCAGUGCUGGCUUUCAUGUGGGCAACUUCACAGGCCUUCCGCAUGUGUCCAACUGAGCGUCGGGUUUUCAUCGAACACCUUCAACAUUAUGUCAAGCAGAGUGAUUAUCCAGGGUUGGAUGUCUUUAUAUGCACUGCCGAUCCAUACAAGGAGCCACCUAUGUGUGUGGUGAACACAGCUUUAUCGGCGAUGGCUUAUGAUUAUCCCCCGGAGAAGCUGUCAGUGUAUAUCUCUGAUGAUGGAGGUUCUCAGCUGACUCUCUUUGCCUUCAUAGAGGCUGCUAGGUUUGCCACCCACUGGUUACCCUAUUGUAGAAAGAAUAAGAUUUUAGAAAGGUGUCCCGAGGCCUAUUUUAGAUCCAGUCCCUCAUGGUCUCCUGAGACCGCUCAAAUUAAGAUGAUGUAUGAGAGAAUGAGAACUAGGGUGGAGAAUGUGGUCAAGAGGGGGAGCAUUUUGCCUGAUUAUAUCACAAAUGAGGCAGAAUCUGAAGCCUUCAGCAGAUGGGCUGAUGGAUUUACGCCUCGAGAUCAUCCUGCUGUUGUUCAGGUUUUGUUAGAGGCCGACAGAGAUAAAGACAUAACCGGCCAUACAAUGCCCAACCUUGUCUAUGCGUCCAGAGAGAAAAACAUGACUUUGCCCCAUCAUUUCAAGGCCGGUGCUCUUAAUGUCCUGCUUCGAGUAUCAGAAACCAUGACCAAUGCACCAAUAGUCCUGACCCUAGACAGCGACAUGUACUCAAAUGAUUCGCAAACGCCUCUUUGUGCACUGUGUUUUCUCUUAGACCCUUGUAUAGAUUCAAAACUCGGAUUUGUUCAGUUCCCUCAGAUGUUCUAUGGGAUCAACAAGAAUGAUACUUAUGGUGCUGAAUCUAGACAGAGUGAAAUUGUUCUAAUUGGAAUGGAUGGAUUGGUAGGGCCUACAUAUAUAGGUACAGGAUGUUUUUUCCGCAGACAAGUCUUCCUUGGUGGCUCCUCCCCACAACUGAACCCUGAUCUUCUAGUUAGCAAGUCAAUCAAGUCCGAAGAAGUUUUAGCACUAGCACACCAUGUUGCGGGCUGCAAUUAUGAAAAUCAAACCAGUUGGGGCUCCAGGAUGGGAUUUAGGUAUGGAUCAUUGGUUGAGGACUUAUACACAAGCUAUCGACUUCAUUGUGAAGGAUGGAAGUCCAUUUUCUGCAAUCCCAAAAGGCCUGCAUUUCUGGGAAAGGCGCCCAUCAAUCUCAAUGACAUGUUGAAUCAAACUGUAAGAUGGUGUGUGGGACUCCUUGAAGUGGCAUUUUGCGAGCAUAGCCCUAUCACCUUUGGAGCCCGUUCCAUAAACCUUCUCACAGGUUUAUGUUAUGGGCACAUGACAUUAUGGCCUAUUUCGUCCAUUCCAAUUACCAUCUAUGCCUUUCUACCUCAGCUAGCUCUCAUCAAGUGUGUCUCAAUCUUCCCAGAGGCCUCAGACCCUUGGUUUUUCUUGCGUCUAUUUCUUUUCCUUGGAGCCUAUGGACAAAAUUGUCUUGAGUUUAUGUUGUCUGGAGGAUCAAUCCAAAAGUGGUGGAAUGAUCAGAGGGUGUGGAUGAUGAGAGGGCUCUCAAGCAUGAUGUUUGGAUUGGUGGAAUACUUACUGAAGACCAUUGGCAUUUCCACAUUUGGAUUUAGUGUCACAAACAAGACUGUUGAAGAGGAACAAAGCAAGCGAUAUGACCAAGGGCUGUUCGAGUUUGGAGUCUCAUCACCCUUGUUAUUGCCAAUGACAACAGCUGCCAUAAUCAACUUCAUCUCUUUCCUAUGGGGCAUUGCCCAAGUCUUCACACAAGGAAGGCUUGAAGGUAUACUUCUACAGAUGUUCUUAGCAGGUUUUGCGACGGUAAAUUGCUGGCCAAUAUAUGAAGCCAUUCUGUUGAGGACCGACGGAGGAAAGAUCCCAGUGAAGCUCACAUUGAUCUCAAUUAUUCUAGCAUGGGCUCUUUACUUAACAUCUUCGAUAGCAUUCUAAGAUAUGGGGACUUGAUUAAUUUUCUCUUUGUUUGCUCCAUUAGUUCCUUAGUUGAAUCAAGAAGAGACACAUCAUUUUUACUUAA